UUUUUUUUUCUCCACAAACCCUGUUCGAUUUGUUUGUUCGUCACACCGACACCGAGUGCUCACCUGUUGUCUCCACUUCCUCACUUCCUCACUUCUUUUAUACUCCUAUUCUCUUCAUUGCAUUCCACACUUUUUUCACAGUUACAUUUGCAUUCUUACUUACUCUCCAUUACAGUCAUCAUGGGAACAUCUUCUAACCGAAGCUUUGGCUCUUCAUCAAGGAGCACUGUCAGUUGUACAAGUAACAUCAGUAGCAAUAACCACGAUGCAGUCACUGAGCGAAAUAUGGAGUUCAUCUGGUGGCUCGCUAAUCGCUUGACUAGUUACGAUGAAGAGAUGCACAAGGAAAUCCUUGAAGACUUUUUCACUGACGAUGCAAAAUAUGUUCACCCUGCAUUGACAAUUGAGGGUCGUUAUAACAUUCGAAAAGUUUUUCGAGUGUGGACGUCACUCAACAAGGACGAACCGGAAGUCACAAACAUUGUCUUUGAUGGGCACACCGCCAUCAUUUCGCUUGUCCAAAACUUGCGGCCACGCGUCUUUCCGCUUCUCCAUUUGCAGGUCCCAGCAACGACGACUCUUCUUUUUAAAGACACGCCUGAAGGACCCAUGAUUUACAGCCAUCAAGACUCUUGGACUCUUGAGGGCAUUGUCCAGAGUAUGCCACUGCUCGGUUGGUGGUAUGACCAUGUUGUCCGCAAUGUAUUGGGAGCAGUGUUGACAAGUGCAGGAGGAUUUCUGCAUACCGCCAACCAAACCACAGGUUACCUGCAGUUUCGUGCAGAGGAAGUCCAGAAGCUGUCGACUGAAAUCAUUGAAAAGUCAAGUACCGAGAUCCAGCAGCGCUCCAGAGAGAUGACUGCCAAGGCACAGCUAAUGGUUGAUCAAGCCAAAGAUACGGUGGAGAAGAGAGUUGCAGGUGCACGUGAAGAAGUCGCAAAGAUGAGAUUGUUGAUGCGACCUGGCGGACAAGGGAAUCCAAAAGCCAUCACUGCUACCAGUGUCACUCACUCUGAGACCGAUACUAAGACUGAGACUGAGACUGAGGCUAGCAACGUUGUAGCAUAGUUUUGGCUCUAAAUCUCAUGUUGUAGCUACUUUUUUAAUGCGCAAAAGAAAGGUGAAGAAGAAAGAGGACAUUU
Messenger RNA from Lobosporangium transversale, 1142 nucleotides. RefSeq lists its product as hypothetical. Bases 181 to 1068 code for a protein of 295 amino acids. The transcript has 5 exons. NCBI's taxonomy places the organism in Eukaryota, Fungi, Mortierellomycota, Mortierellomycetes, Mortierellales, Mortierellaceae. The record is from RefSeq and is a predicted model, not a curated record.